GCAUCAAGGCUAGCGGUGCAGCCAGUCAGCGAGUCCUCCAAGUCGGCUUCGCUGGGCAGAGAUGGCGUCCCUUUUGCAGCCAGAUAGAGUUGUCUAUCUGGUUCGUGGGGAGAAAAGAAUCAGAGCUCCUUUAUCUCAGCUUUAUUUCUGUCGCUACUGUAGUGAGCUACGGUCUCUGGAAUGUGUGUCUCACGAGGUGGACUCCCACUACUGUCCAAGCUGUUUGGAGAACAUGCCUUCUGCAGAGGCAAAGCUUAAGAAGAACAGGUGUGCAAACUGUUUUGACUGCCCGUGUUGCAUGCACACACUGUCGACCCGGGCCACUAACAUCCCGGCUCCCCUGCCUGAUGAUCCGACCAAGACGGCCAUGAAGAAAGCCUACUAUUUGGCUUGCGGCUUCUGUCGCUGGACCUCAAGGGAUGUGGGAAUGGCUGACAAAUCAGUUGCGAGUGGUGGAUGGCAAGAGCCAGAGAACCCUCACACUCAGCGGAUCAACAAGCUGAUUGAGUAUUAUCAGCAGCUGGCUCACCGAGAGAAGCAGGAGCGAGACAGGAAGAAGUUGGCCAGGAGACGACAGUGCAUGCCCCUGGCGUUCUCGGAAAAAUAUGGCCUUGGAACCAGACUGCAGAAGCAGAGGUCUGGAGCUCCCAUCUCAAGCCUGGCUGGCCUUUCCCUUAAAGAGGGUGAGGAUCAGAAGGAGAUCAGCAUCGAACCUGCCCAGGCCCUUGAUGAGGUGGAGCCCCUACCUGAGGAUUGUUAUACCAGACCCAUCAGUUUACCAGAAGUGACCACGCUGCGCCAGCGGCUUCUGCAGCCAGACUUCCAGCCUGCAGGAGCGUCUCAGCUUCACCCCCGACACAAGCACCUCCUGAUGAAGCGCUCGCUGCGCUGCAGGAAAUGCGAGCACAACUUGAGCAAGCCAGAGUUUAAUCCUACUUCAAUCAAGUUUAAAAUUCAGCUGGUGGCUGUGAGCUACAUCCCCGAAGUGAGAAUUAUGUCCAUACCAAAUCUCCGGUACAUGAAGGAGAGCCAGGUGCUGCUGACCCUCACCAACCCGGUGGAGAACAUCACCCACGUCACACUGGGUGCUUGUGAGGAGGAAGAUCCUGAUGACAUCAACAGCACUGCCAAGGUUAUAGUACCCACUAAGGAACUGGUCUUGGCCGGAAAGGACGCUGCUGCUGAGUAUGACGAGCUGGCUGAACCUCAGGACUUCCAGGAUGACCCAGAUGUUGUUGCCUUCAGGAAAUCCAACAAGAUUGGUUUCUUCAUCAAAGUGAUCCCUCAGAAAGAAGAGGACGCGGAUGUCACUGUUUCGUUUAAGAUCCGACACGACUUCCGCAACCUCGCAGCUCCCAUCAGGCCGAGCGAGGAGGCGGGCGACGUCGCCGCCGAGGCCAUUUGGCUGGUGCACCACGUAGAGCUGAGGCUGGGACCGCUGGCUCCCUGAACACCAGUACUCUGUUGGCUAGCGUUGGGCUCUUUGAACUAAUUUCCUCAAAACUGUGGGAUUAAUUUAAUUUAAAAACUGAUUUCUGAUUCAGCUCAUCGAUGUGUGAGAACAGUUUUAGUACCGAGUUUUCUGACGCUUUUUUUUGGUUUUGUUUUGGCUUAAGUUGCAGCAGUGGAAAAUACAGUAAUCGCAUGAGACACCUGAACGCUCCGUGUGCUGUGCAGUUUGUGAAGUUACGCCAAACCACGGGCGAGUGCAGAUUUACUGAUAAAUACAUCGAAUUUAGCUUCACUUCAUGGUUCUUAGUCGGUUUUAUUGUUGCUAAGUGCAGCACCAUAAACACGACAACAUGCCGUAUUUCACCACAUCAUCCUCUUUCUUAGCGUGAACACUAUACCAUCUAUCGGUAAGCAGUUGUAAGUGUGUGGUUACCUACAUGUCACAACCUUAUAUAUCAAUAUAAUUACUUAUAAAAGUGUUAAGUAUUAUUUCGUUUAAAACUUCCACAUAUUUGCUGUUGCUCGAUGAUGAAAAAUGAGUUAAAUACAGUAUUUUCUUAAAUAGCGAAGCAACUAUAACCUCUCAGCCUCCGUCUCCACGCUUUUGUCCUCUUAAGUGUAUUAGCUGUGAAUUCUUUCGUGGCAUAUUGGUCUUUACCGUCUGUAGAAAAUAGCUUUUUAUGUUCAAAGGUUACAGCCAGCGGUUAUACAUUAAUGCAACAACACUGAGAUUAUAUAAACGGCGAAUGAGUGCGGUCGAUGAGCAGAAUCAGAAAUCAGUGUGGAGAACAAUCCAAACAAGUCCCAGCGGUGCAGCACACACACACACACACACACACACACACACACACCUCUGCGCUUCUAGCUAAUGUAACCUCGUCAGCAUUGUUUUUCUGCAGACGAUAGUGUCGUAUUAACUCGCAUGCUUCCGCUCUAGUAAAUAUCACACACCUUAGACAAUGUCAUCACAAUUACUGAUCCUGUACUGUUUUCUUACCAGAAAGGUCGUUGGGUAGAAGACGUUACCUGCCGGACUUUUGCUAAUUGUCUGAAGGCUCGCGGUAACCGUUACUGGCACUAUCAGGAGGACGUAGAAGAAGCUUUGUAAAUUACAUGAAGUACAAAGUGCUCAUCGUUUAUAUGUAUUGAGACACUAUCAUUUUGUCUGAUUUGAAUCCUUUUUGGUUUGUAGAAGUCACUGACCUCCCUGUCAGUGUGUAUUGUAAGCUGCUGUCAUUUUUUUGGUCUCCAGUGUGUAAAAAAAAAAAAAAUGGAAAAAACAAAACAGCCUUACAUCACAGUUAAUCUUCUGUACUGGCUAAUAAAAUAAUGCAAUACUGUAAGA
Messenger RNA from Stegastes partitus (bicolor damselfish), 2797 nucleotides. RefSeq names its product dynactin 4 (gene dctn4). The transcript has 13 exons. Bases 62 to 1450 code for a protein of 462 amino acids. Gene Ontology annotation, cellular component: dynactin complex. The record is from RefSeq and is a predicted model, not a curated record. NCBI's taxonomy places the organism in Eukaryota, Metazoa, Chordata, Actinopteri, Pomacentridae.